Messenger RNA from Drosophila teissieri, 288 nucleotides. RefSeq names its product integumentary mucin C.1-like. The coding region runs from base 1 to 288 and encodes 95 amino acids. Lineage: Eukaryota; Metazoa; Arthropoda; Insecta; Diptera; Drosophilidae. The record is from RefSeq and is a predicted model, not a curated record. The transcript has a single exon.
AUGAAGUUCCUAUUCGUCGUAGCCCUCAUUGUCCUGGCCAUCCAACUGGCUUCCUCUACUAGUACUACUACAACCACUACAACAACAACCACCGAUGCCACCACUACAACAACCACCACCACCGAUGCCACCACCACGACGACAACCGCCGCUUCCACCCACAAGAAGCGUUGUUGGAAGGGCAACAACUGGUGCCACACCCGCAUCCCCAAGAGGAAGUGCAAGCACCCAAAGAGGUGCCACAAGACCAUCGUGAUUGUGACCCACAAGAAGAACAAAAAGAACUAG